Molecule: messenger RNA, 2207 nt
Organism: Oncorhynchus gorbuscha (pink salmon)
Lineage: Eukaryota; Metazoa; Chordata; Actinopteri; Salmoniformes; Salmonidae
Product: fatty-acid amide hydrolase 2-A-like
Exons: 11
Coding region: 164-1810 (548 amino acids)
Source: RefSeq, a predicted model, not a curated record
ACACCUGCAGCGAGCAGUGGCAGAGGUUCAUUUUAUUACAGCACACCCGUUGCAUUCUGGGAGAGUGGAUAGAGACUGAGCAGUGGAUCUUUUUUAGUAGUACGGCAAUUUCUGGCACCCGAAAUCUCAUGUCGAAAUAGCUAGUCUUCCGCUAUCGGUAGGAAUGGCGCUGACACGGUUCGAGCGGUUCCUGGCCUCGAUACUGCGGGGAGCGGUCAGGUUGCUGUUUGCCGUAUUCCAGCUGCUCGCUCAGCGGCGGGAGGCCGACAGGUCGGUGAGGAGGCUCCCACCAAUCACCAACCCACUGUUGAGGGUCCCCGCGAUGCGGCUCGCCCGCAUGAUUCGACGGAGAGAGGUAACCAGUGUGGAGGUGGUACAGACCUACAUAGACCGCAUCCAAGAGAUUAACCCUCUCAUCAAUGCCAUGGUCAAGGACAGGUUUUCAUUGGCCCUGCAGGAGGCAGCCCAGGUGGAUAAGCUGAUAGAGGAGGAGACAGGAGGAGAGGAUGUUCUGGAGGACAGGCUUCCUCUACUGGGUGUCCCUUUCACUGUCAAAGAGGCCUUCUCCCUCCAGGGCAUGCCUAACUCCACAGGGCUGGUGUCACGGCGGGGGGUGAUUUCGGCAACGGACGCUCCCCCGGUGGCUCUGCUGAAGAGGGCAGGGGCCAUUCCUCUGGGGGUGACUAACUGUAGUGAGCUCUGCAUGUGGCUUGAGUCCCAUAACCACCUGUAUGGAAUCACCAACAACCCAUACGACCUGGAGAGAAUACCAGGAGGAAGCUCCGGAGGGGAGGGCAGUAUUUUGGGGGGCGGUGGUUCCGUGAUAGGGGUUGGCUCUGAUGUUGGGGGCAGUAUUCGCAUCCCAGCAUUCUUCAACGGCAUCUUCGGCCACAAGCCAACAUCAGGUGUAGUAUCUAACGUGGGUCAGUUCCCCCCGGCCUCGGGGCAGCAGCCUGGUUUCCUGUGUACAGGCCCAAUGUGUCGCUACGCCCAGGACCUGCUGCCCAUGCUCAGAGUUAUGGGAGGAGCCAACGCUGACAGGUUGUCUCUGUCAUCUGAGGUGGAUCUGAAGAGACUACGGUUCUUCUCUGUUCCUCACGAUGGAGGCUCUCCUCUGGUGUCUCCUGUUGACCAGCAGCUAGUCCUGGCUCAGAGGAGGGUGGUAGAGCGUCUGGAGGCAGACCUGGGGGUCAAAGUUCAGCAGUUGAAGAUUCCUCAGCUCAAAUACUCCUUCCAGAUCUGGAGUGCGAUGAUGGGAGCCCCGGGGAAGGAUGGAAAGCAGCCCACAUCGUUUGCAGAGCUGAUGUCUGACCAUGGGAAGAAGGUGUGGCCUCUAUGGGAGAUGGCUAAGUGGACUGUGGGACUCUCCAAGCACACCGUGGCUGCUAUAGGUCUGGUCCUGGUAGAGAUGUUCCAGAGGUCCCAGCCCACCCAGUUCAUCCUGCAGCAGAAGGAGUCUCUCCAGAAGGACCUGGAGGAACUGUUGGGGACAGACGGGGUGCUGCUCUACCCCUCUCACCCGCACCUCGCCCCCAAACACCACCAUCCCCUCUUCACCCCCUUCAACUUCUCCUACACUGGUAUCUUUAACAUUCUGGGUCUUCCGGUGACCCAGUGUCCGUUGGGGCUGAGUGCGGAGGGUUUACCCUUGGGACUGCAGCUGGUAGUGGGGAAGCAGCAGGACCGUCUCUCCCUGGCCACCGCUGUGUUCCUGGAGAAGACCUUCGGCGGUUGGAGAGACCCGGGGAGCAUCGCCACGGCCACCACCCAUCUAGAUACCUGGCGCGGGGCGUCAACGACCGCAUCGUGAAUAUACAGAGAUGUUUAUUCUGGGAGGAAUGAAAGUCCUAGAAGACAGAGGAAUGUAUGCACUGACACAGACAGGCAGACACACUCACACUGUCUGUUUGCACAUGCCGUCCUGUCAGUCGUCCAGCCUUCUCAUUCGUUCUUUAACAGCAGACUGUCGCCAGGUUACUGAGUCACUCGUCCACUACAGUAUGUCUGUUGUGUCUUCGUCACAAAGUGCCCUAUGCUUGUCCAAAGAGCCUUUAUGUGUCUUGUCAUUGUGUGUUCCUGGCUUGUGUCCCAAAUGACUCCCUAUAUAGUACACUACAUUUGACCAGAGCCCUAUUCCCUACAUAGUGCCCUACAUUUGACCAGAGCCCUAUUCCCUUCAUAGUGCCCUACAUUUGACCAGAGCCCUA